AUGGCCACUCCCCUUUUCCCCACAUUCCUCUUUUUGAUUUUUCUCUCUUCCUUUGUGCUAUUGCUGGUCACCCUCCUGCCCUCGGUCACCCCCUCCAUCCCCUUCACGUCCUCCUCCCACCCCUCACCCUGGCUGUCCCCCUCAUGCGGUCCUGGUCAGUCCUGGGCUGUCCGGCUCCAAGCUGGCUCACACUACAUAGAAGAUGAUAAUGAUGAACAGGACUCCAUACACCUGGAUGUCAUCGCCAACAGGGUAGCAGAGCAGGCUGGGCUGCAGAACCGUGGCCAGAUAGGACAGCUGGAAGGCCACUACCUGCUGUGCUCUGUGAAUCCUGCUGUUGGGACCGUGGCGCGUGUGCCGAGAGACGGCGUCCAUCCCGGGGACGUGCUCGCCGCCCACCCUCAUGUCCUGUGGUAUUCCAAGGAGAGUGUGCUCAGCCGCUCCAAGAGGUCACUGGCUUUCAAUGACCCCAACUACCCUAAGCAGUGGCAUCUGCACAACAAAAUCCAUAAGGGCAUGGAUAUCAACGUGACAGGAGUGUGGGAGCGGAACAUCACAGGCCAAGGAGUCACCGUGGUGGUUGUGGACGAUGGGGUGGAACACACUCACCAGGAUAUUCAGCUUAACUAUAGUCCAGAGGGCAGCUAUGACCUGAACUCCAACGACCCAGACCCCAUGCCUCACCCGGAUGACCACAGUGACAACCACCAUGGCACUCGGUGUGCUGGAGAGAUCGCAGCUGUUCCCAACAACAGCUUCUGUGCCGUCGGGGUGGCUUAUGGCAGCAAGGUGGCAGGUAUCAGAGUGCUGGAUGGCCCGCUCACUGACAGCCUGGAGGCUAUCGCUUUCAACAAGCACUACCAAGUCAAUGACAUCUACAGCUGCAGCUGGGGACCAGAUGACGAUGGACACACUGUGGAUGGGCCUCAUCCCCUUGGCAAGGCAGCUCUGCAGCAUGGCGUGAUCGCAGGCAGGCGAGGCUUCGGGAGUAUCUUUGUGGUUGCCAGUGGCAACGGAGGCCAGUACGACGACAACUGCAACUACGACGGCUAUGCCAACUCAAUCUACACAAUCACAAUUGGAGCUGUUGACGAGAAAGGCAGGAUGCCCUUUUACGCCGAGGAGUGUGCAUCUAUGCUGGCGGUCACAUUCAGCAGUGGAGGGAGCAAACUGAGGAGCAUUGUGACGUCGGACUGGUCCAUGCGGCAGGGGACGGGCUGUACGGACGGUCACACCGGCACGUCGGCAGCAGCCCCGCUGGCAGCGGGAAUGGUGGCUCUCAUGCUGCAGGUCCGGCCCUGCCUCAGCUGGAGGGAUGUCCAGCACAUCAUCGCCUUCACUGCCACCCAGUGUGACAGUAGUGCAGACUGGAAGGUGAACGGAGCAGGUUUUCAUCACAGCCACCAGCACGGCUUCGGUCUGCUCAACGCCUGGAGACUGGUCAACGCUGCGAAGGUGUGGGAGACGGUGCCGUUCCUCAUGUCCCAUCAGAGCCCAGUGAUGAAGGAGGAAAUGUCCAUCCGGACUUAUCCCAAUCAGCUGGUCCGUACCUGGGACGUCUCCGCUGAGGAACUGGAUCAGUCGGGAAUGGAGACGCUGGAGCACGUGGCCGUCACCGUGACGAUCACCCACCCCUGCCGGGGCAAUCUGGAGAUCAUGCUGGUCUGUCCCAGCGGCAUGACGUCCAUCAUCGGCGCUCGACGGGCCAUCGACAGAGAUGCAGCAGGCUACCAGGACUGGACUUUUUCCACUGUGCGCUGCUGGGGAGAGAGAGCAAAAGGACUGUACACCCUCAAGAUAUCUGACCACAGAGAGGGAUCGUCCGAUCAGUGCAGCGCUGCGGGAGUGCUGAAGCAGUGGAAGCUGACUCUGUACGGCUCGUCCAUGAGCUUCGAGGAAAUUAAGGACAGACAGAGGCUUGUGGAGGAGGCCAUGAGCGGCAAGUACCUGGACAGCAGCUUCUCCCUCCCCUGCCCACCGGGCCUGGACAUCCCCCCAGAAAUCAUCAGCCCCUUCACCUCCAACAGCCUCAAGUUCCUCCUGCUGCUGGGCUGCAUCGCUCUCUUCUGGUCCCUCUACUACACCCUGGAGGUCACCCUCGCCCACCUCGACUUCAGAGCCCUCUUCUGCCUGCCCCGGAGACGCAGCAGCCACCGGUCCAGGAGGGCCCGUCGGAUGAGGGGCGUGGAGGAGGCCAUGGUGGAGGAGGAGGGGGGGGAGGACGGUGGGGAGGACUCUGGGGUGGAGCUGAAGGCAGUGCUGGACUCUGAGGUCAAAGUGCCGCUCAUGAUUGAGGAACGGCUGGCAACAUAGCACCGAGCCAGAGGACUGGACCCUCUCACGGUCUGAGCCUCAGACCCCCCCCCCUUAAAUGCAGGGGGGCCUCUGGAUGGAGGCUCAUCAAGAGGGCUGCAGAUGAACUUAAAUGGACGUCGAGUGGACUUUGGUACUCCUCUGCAACCCCCUGACAAAGUGGCCUUGUGUGUGUUUGUGCCAUGAUAUAUUAUAUGAUGAUAUAUCAUAUUUUCUCACAAGGAAAAAAAAAAAAAAAUGCUGGAAAAAGAUCCAAAGUGGGAAUAUUUUUCCUGCUGUGGGGUUAAAAUUCCCACACAUUGUGGUUCAGGAUCAAAGGACUCAAAGGGCCUCAAAGGAGUCGGACGACAACCCGGUAGAGUCCUGUGUGGAACUAUGAAUGUAUUUACAUCGUCAUCUUUAUGUGAAACGUGCACCCAGAGUAGAACAAAGUUUACAGGCUGGAGGGGUACCUGUGGAAAAAUGGAGCCUUCAUGCAACUGAGGAUUCGGAAACCUUCCGUUUGGGGAAAAAUCUCAUAUCCUGGAUGAGUUAGCUCCUCAAAAAUCGAUAGAUAAUCGACAAUCAAGUGCUGCGUUCCCCUGAAUGGACCAACACAUGGAUUAAAUUCUAUGUGUAAAAUCAGAAUUAUCCACAAACAGUUCUGGAAAUACUCUUCUCCCCCCCCCCCGGCUAACCACUCGUGCUAAGCUAAUGAAGUCUGUGUCUGAUAAGAGUCUUUUCCCCCCGCUGGAAGAUCGGACUUUUCCCAGUUGUUCAUGAAUGCACCUGGGACAAGAGAUGAGACGUGCACUAUCGAAAGAGAUAUGACAGUACUGUGUCUUGUGUCUGUGUGUGUGCGCGCGUGCGUGCGUGCUGUGUGUGUUUGCGCUGUGUGAUGAGUGCUUGUAAUAAACAAGGUCUUCCAAAAGGAAGAAAAAAAGUGUCCUGAAAAUGUGAGGACCCCGGAGGGUACUGGUGUAUUUUCAUAAGAAGAUAUUUUCUGAGGUGUUCUUUUCAGUCUGGGAUCAUUCUCUGGGAGCUAUCAAACAACUACUGAUCAAAACUUGAAGUGGGAUUUUCAAGUGUGGGAUUUUUUAUAUAUAUAUAUAUAUAUAUAUAUAUAUAUAUAUAUAUAUAUAUAUAUAUAUAUAUAUAUAUAUAUAUAUAUAUAUAUAUAUAUACAUACAUAUAUAUAUAAUAUUCAUAUACACAAUGUGUGCCUGCUAUACAGGUUUACUGUAUGCUGACUGUGUUUAAGGAUUUCUACAAAGUGUUUUUAAGAAUGUAAAAGAAUUUUAAUUUUUCUAUGUAAAGGAUUGUUUGGUGUGAUGCUGGAAACUGUGCAUUGCUGUGCAAGCCACAGGUGAUCGGAGUGAAAAUAAAGAGUUGACGGAG
This is a messenger RNA of Salarias fasciatus (jewelled blenny), 3690 nucleotides long. It is a transcript of the gene pcsk7, whose product is annotated as proprotein convertase subtilisin/kexin type 7. NCBI's taxonomy places the organism in Eukaryota, Metazoa, Chordata, Actinopteri, Blenniiformes, Blenniidae. The transcript has 16 exons. Gene Ontology annotation, molecular function: serine-type endopeptidase activity. Gene Ontology annotation, cellular component: trans-Golgi network; Golgi membrane. Gene Ontology annotation, biological process: protein processing. The record is from RefSeq and is a predicted model, not a curated record. The coding region runs from base 1 to 2313 and encodes 770 amino acids.